Messenger RNA from Esox lucius (northern pike), 6219 nucleotides. Its product is annotated as probable ATP-dependent RNA helicase ddx6. Lineage: Eukaryota; Metazoa; Chordata; Actinopteri; Esociformes; Esocidae. Gene Ontology annotation, biological process: cytoplasmic stress granule assembly; P-body assembly. The record is from RefSeq and is a predicted model, not a curated record. The transcript has 14 exons. Gene Ontology annotation, cellular component: cytoplasmic stress granule; P-body. Gene Ontology annotation, molecular function: mRNA binding; RNA helicase activity; ATP binding. The coding region runs from base 971 to 2449 and encodes 492 amino acids.
AACAGGCGACCAUGUUGAAUUAGCAAGGACUAACACAAUAGAGACGACUUAUUUUGAGUGAAUUUAAGAAUUUAAUCCGACAGAUAAACGAGUAAUGUUAGCUAAUUAGGCCUAGUUGAUCUGCCGCAAGCAAUUUAUGAUAUACAACAUCGAAGGGAGAGAAAGGAUUCUCCCUCAACUUUUCUGCUUCCUGUCAGGUGGCACUGUUCGGUGUUGCUGGAGAUAAAACAAGCAGAAUUUAAUAGAAGACCUGUAGUGAUACUGAGAGAGGAGGGAGACCCACCUGGAAGCAGAGGGGACCGAGGAGCUCAAGGGAAACUUAAAGCUUUUUAGCUUUUGGACUAUAGUUACCCUUUGUUGGGUUUUCAACAUCAGGAUAAUACUUUCUUAUACGGAUGGACAUUACGUAUUGAGAGGAAAACAAAUAUUGAAAAAUACGGAACUAAUUAUUUUGGAUGAAGAUUUGUACAAAAGUUUGAAAACCCAUUUCCAAGGACAAAGAUUGGGUUAUUCUGAGGGAUUUGACAAAAACUGGGAAACAUUGUUUACUCAAAGAUUGAACUUUUGAACUAAGAUUAUAUUGCAGAUACUAUUCCCCCAGUUCAAAUUGCCUUAGAGGUUCUAUUGCAGGACUUAAACUCCUUGAUACUUGUUCACAUAUAAUUUUCUAUAUUGUGUGCUGGUACGGUAUAGUAUAUUUAUGCAUUUGAAUGCACAUAUCUCUUCAUUUGGAAGAGUUGUUGUAUAAAGGACAAUUUUUAUUUUUUUCAUACAUCAGUCAACUCUGUUGUUGAAGGGGACCGAACUGAACGUACGUGACCUGUGUAUAUGUAAAUACACAUUUUUGUUGUUAAGCUUUAGAAAAAAAGAAUAGAAAUAUUGUUUGUUAAUACUCUGUUAAACUUCUACUUUUUGAAGAAGCUUUUUAAGAGGAAAAAAUAUUUGAAAACAGAAAGAAAGAAAAGAAGAAAUGGCAACUCCAAGGACAGAGAACCUCGGCCCUGUUGUUAUGGGACUGAACAAGCAGAACGGGCAGCUUAGGGGGCCACCUAAAUCACCCUCUCCCCAAUCAGGACCCUUACACCUGGGCUCUAUGACAGGCAAGGCCUCGGGUGCACCACAGAAAGCAGGUGCUGCUCAGGAGGGAACUGGCAUUAGAUUUGGAGAUGACUGGAAAAAAUGCCUACAGCUUCCUCCCAAAGACACCAGGGUCAGAACAUCAGACGUGACAUCCACCAAGGGGAAUGAGUUUGAGGACUACUGUUUGAAACGAGAGCUUCUAAUGGGCAUAUUUGAGAUGGGCUGGGAGAAGCCCUCCCCUAUUCAGGAGGAGAGCAUUCCCAUAGCCCUAUCUGGUCGAGACAUACUUGCCCGAGCCAAGAAUGGAACAGGGAAGAGCGGCGCCUACCUAAUCCCCAUGUUGGAAAGAAUAGACCUCAAGAAGGACUAUAUUCAGGCCAUUGUGAUGGUGCCUACUCGUGAGCUGGCACUGCAGGUAAGCCAGAUCAGUAUCCAGAUCAGCAAACACCUGGGUGGAGUGAAAGUCAUGGCCACCACAGGCGGCACCAACCUGCGGGAUGACAUCAUGCGCCUGGACGAGACCGUUCAUGUGGUCAUAGCCACCCCUGGCAGGAUCCUAGACCUAAUAAAGAAGGGUGUGGCUAAAGUGGAUAGAGUUCAGAUGAUGGUAAUGGAUGAGGCAGACAAGCUGCUGUCUCAGGACUUUGUGGUGCUCAUUGAGGAUAUUAUCAGCUUCCUGGCUAAGGGCCGUCAGAUCCUGCUCUACUCUGCCACCUUCCCUAUCAGUGUGCAGAAGUUCAUGGCCAAGCACCUACAAAAGCCUUAUGAGAUAAACCUGAUGGAGGAGCUGACUCUGAAGGGCAUCACCCAGUACUAUGCGUAUGUCACUGAGCGGCAAAAAGUUCACUGUCUUAACACGCUGUUUUCCAGGCUGCAGAUCAAUCAGUCUAUCAUCUUUUGUAAUUCAACCCAGCGAGUUGAACUGUUGGCUAAGAAAAUCACCCAGCUGGGCUACUCCUGCUUCUACAUCCAUGCCAAAAUGAUGCAGGAGUACAGAAACCGUGUGUUCCAUGACUUCAGAAAUGGACUCUGCAGAAAUCUUGUCUGCACUGAUCUUUUCACCAGAGGUAUUGACAUCCAGGCCGUCAAUGUCGUCAUCAACUUCGACUUCCCCAAGAACGCUGAGACAUACCUGCAUCGCAUUGGAAGAUCGGGGAGGUUUGGUCACCUUGGUUUGGCCAUCAACCUGAUAACCUCUGAGGACCGCUUCAACUUAAAGUCCAUUGAGGAUCAGCUGGUCACUGACAUCAAACCCAUCCCUGGCAGCAUCGACAAGAGCCUGUACGUGGCUGAGUUCCACACUGCCAACCCCAACUGCGAAGUGGAUGAAGAGCUGAAGGAGACAGGCCAUCAACAGGGUGAACUUUAGAACCCCCCUCAACUGGACAAUAGGACGUACCCAGGCUUUUGCACAACAUUCAGCUCUUGCACGCAGGCUUCAGGCACCUCUUCAACUUCUAAUUUCUCAACUUCAGAACCUGGCACAUUGUUGUUAUGGGUUAUUUUGUGUUGUGUUCCUCUCCAUUCUUAAAUUUCAGUAAGAGCUGCGUGCAUUUUUUACUUGACUAUGUUGUUUUGCACCAAAGGUAACUUACCAUGUGAAUGCAAUAUCAGUCUUUUUUUGUUUAGGAUGUGUAGGCUAAUAUAUUUUGGGAUUAUGUCCAGGUAAUCCAAGGAUAAUGUUAAAGACGGGCAAGGAAUACUGCCUUGAAAAGGCUAAAUGUUGAUCCAAGUUGUUUUAUUUCCAGUUAAAUACAUUGUUUACUUUUAUGGCCAACUAUUGUAGAAAAGAUGGACUUAUAAUUGCUAAAUCACACCAGCCACCAUGCCGCUUACAUUCACACAACUUUUGUCACUGAAGUGCCUUAAUUACUCUCCCUCCUUAUCAGUUCAUUUGUCUGUCUUUCUCUCACCACAGACAGAACACGAGCACAAUAAAGCUGUAUUUUAAUGUUUGUUUAUUCAGAUAUCCAUUAUGCAAGUUAAACGUCUAUCUUUCAAUAACCAAUGCUCAGUCUGCCUGCCAUCUAGAAUGUGAAAAUACCUUUUAACAUUAAUGCAAUAAAUUAGGGCAGCUUUUAAUAAAAUGCAACAGGUUGGUUUUCCUGUCACUAUAAAUCAUCAAUGUGUGGAAAGAAUUACAUCUCUAAUCCAAGUCCACUUCAAGAAGAGUGCUUUCUAACACCUUUGGAUGGUAGACAACAAUCAAGCUUAUAUAGUUCAGGAUAAGACUUUCCCUAACUAAAAAAAUGUCACGCCAAUACAGGAACAAUCCCUGAAAACAAGUAACAGUAGCAUCCAAUUAUUUAUCUUCUGCUGCAUUUUACAAGUAAAAAUAAUUAAACAUCUGAACUGUUAUGUAGUUUGAGGCGGAUCUGGCACACUUAUGGAUGUUGUUUUUAAUGUGACAAUGAUGCCUCCCAAAUGGCACCCUAUUCCAUUUAGAGGGCCCUGGGUGAAAGUAGUGAAAAUAUACCUGUAAGUCUGCAGCUAUGGAAGGGAAUUUACCGUCUGAUUGCUCAAAUGCCUCCAAUUUCUGAAGAAUCUAACAGAUGUUAUUGGAGAGAAGUCAGCAUUGGCAUUUUGAUGUUUUUUGUGUGCAAAACAGCAUGGUUAAGUUUUUAUUUUAUUUUUUUCCCUCAAUGUGUAAGGGUCCCUCAGUAGUUUUUAUAUUUUUUGUAUGCACUGGGCCAGUUGUAUGGGUAUGUCCUUCUGGUUAGGGCCUAAUUUGAAUCUCCAAAUGUGAUAUUUUUCUUAUCCCCUUUGUUUUCGUGAAUGUACUACUGUGCAACCCAAUGGUACAUGCUGAGCCCAAAAUAUAUUUUGACUAAAACGAGGUAAAAAAAAAAACUAGGUUUUAUUUUCAAAUAUUAAGAGCUCUUGGGUGAUUAUCACCCUGCCUCCAACAGAAAAGGGAGGGUAUUUUGGUAUGACACAUGAGAUGAGAACUUUACAGACCUCAUUUAUCUCUGCUAUUGAUUAGGUCAGAGGACCCUGAUUUUUAUUUUUGUACAGUUUCAUUACAAUUGUGAAAAGCUGAGGGACAUUUCUAGUGUGUUGGGUGGGUUGGCGCACAUCAGAAUUUAUAUUUUCAAAGCGAAUUGUAGCAUCUUCUAACUGGCAGCUGUAAUUGUUUUUGGCCCGCUAAAAAUGUUUAGCUGAUAAAUAUGGCACCAUCUAGUUUUUCUUUCUAAAAUAAUUGUUGGCAGUGCUUGCCUAAGUGGGGGGUGAGGGGUGAAGUGUGGGAUCAAGGGUUUGGGGCACUAGGUUUGUGAGGAUUUGUGAGCCCCUUACUCUUCAGUAUGGGUUCUGGAAUCUCACUCUUUCUGGUUUUAAAGAUCUCUAGCGCAACAAUGCAUCUAGUUUUCAACUGUUCUGGAACUGAACACAUUUGUCAGUUUCUCCCAAAGUAAAAAAAAUGAAAGUAUAUUUUUAUCAUUUGUUUGCUUAUUUUUCUAAGCACUGGAGAGAAUGCUACUCUAGCACAGUCAUACUGGUUAACUAGGCCAAUCUUUUUACAAGGUGGUUGUAAUCAUUUUGAAGAAGUUAUGUAAAUGAUUCGUAGUUUACAGAAAUUGUUUACAGUAACAAAACACAAUUUGCUUCAUGGUGGUAGUUUGAAUAUUUGUUUGAUUUUUAAAUGCUGACUUUCAGGAUUUAUUGAAGCAAAACCAAAAAAGUGUAAUGUUAUGACAUUUUCUGUGAUUGAUUGGAUGUGAGAAACACUGUAUGAGAGGCCCAUUGGUGUGUGUCAGUUUCCUGUCUAGUUUGUAUUUAUGUGAUUGCCUGUGUCUGUUAAUGAAUGGCUGUUCUGUCAGAUUUGUUUGAGUGGGUGUGAAAUUUGACUGAGUGUGAACGCAUGUGCUGAGAAUGCGUGCUUGUUUGUUUGUAAAUCCUGAGUGACAUAAUGUCACCUUGACUGGUUUCCCUGGCCUGUUUUUGGUUUAUUUUGUAACUCGUAAUGGGCAAGGUAAACAUUAGCUUAUAGUGUAAACCCUCAGCUAGCCCAAGGCCUAGUUGACUUCAGAUUCCCUUCACACAAACUGUUCUUUCCAAUCAGUGGUUAUCAAAUGGACUAAAAACAGGCAAUGUUAAGUGUUGACAGUAUUUGUUCUGUCAGUGGCCUAUUGUCUGACAAAUGUAUGACACUGUCUAAUCCUGUGAGUAUUUUUGUGCUCUUGACCAUUGGUUGUAAUGGGUACAAAUGGGUGCGGGAGGGUUUGCUGGUUGGUCACUUCAUGAUUUCUAUGGAAAAAAAGUCACCAUGCUCAUACUAAUUGAAAAAACGAGCUAUGGUCGGGAAAGAUUAAGAGGUUAAUUGGGCUUUGAGAAAGAUAAAACCACCUGGCUUUUCAUUCUAAAAACAGAAUCACUAAUCCCCAGAUUAUCAAAAAAUAUAACUGCAGUUGCAAACAUUUAUUGAAUUGAAAAAUGAAUUGGAUGUAUGACACUUCUUAUGCAGAUGUAUGUUUGAUGCUGACACUCCAUCCAAAAAAGACUGUUCUGCUAAAUCUGGAAAUUAUUUGUGACUAGAAUGUGGUUUGACGGGUCCUGAAAAUAUAAUUUGCCUAUCUAAAUUUACAUUAUAAAGGAGCCAUAAUACCUGCAAAAUGGUUUGGUUUAAUGUUUCCACAUAACCAUUGGUUAAUUUUGUCAACAUACCUGGUUUGUUAAGUGGGGAAGUAUUUUCAGAGUUCUGUUGUACUUCUUUUUUUUUUUUUACUAGUUUUUGUACAUUGAAAUGUUCACACCUUGGUGGCUAUUCCUUUUUCUCAUUUUAAAUUUCUUCAGUCCUUUCAUGAGCGAAGUAUGAAUCAGUGUUGAAUCAGUCUUAACACUGACACUUUGGCCAGGGAGUUUGUCACACAAAUGAGAAGACAAUAUUUGGCCACGAAAUUGCAGUGUACAUUUUACAUCCCUGCUUGAUUAGAAAAUGGGUGGGUAAAGAGGCACCCUUUAUUUGCUUACAGUAUUUAAAUUGUCAAUUUGACUUAGUAAGCUCCACAGUCUCCCUGAAAACAUAAGCAAUACAAAAAAACAUCAACUAUCUACUUCUAUCACUGUCUUAAACUGUACUUAAAUAACAUUGAUAUAAUUGCAGAGGGGUUAAAAAAAAAUAAAAUGAACUCAAAUUAAAAA